Messenger RNA from Salvelinus namaycush (lake trout), 1815 nucleotides. RefSeq names its product C-X-C chemokine receptor type 3-like. The coding region runs from base 186 to 1316 and encodes 376 amino acids. Gene Ontology annotation, cellular component: membrane. Lineage: Eukaryota; Metazoa; Chordata; Actinopteri; Salmoniformes; Salmonidae. The record is from RefSeq and is a predicted model, not a curated record. Gene Ontology annotation, molecular function: G protein-coupled receptor activity. The transcript is spliced from 2 exons. Gene Ontology annotation, biological process: G protein-coupled receptor signaling pathway; immune response.
CUUGUCAGUGUUAGAGCAGAGGACUGGAGACUAAAGACAGAUCUCUCUAGGUAUAACUUGGUGAAAGAGGAAAUUGUUGUCCUCGCCAACACAUAUUCUGCUCGCAUUGUUUUUGUCUGAAACCCAAUAGAUUGGUCUGUAUUACCCAAACGAUAAACUGAUUCUCGACUUCUCUACAGACAGACAUGGAUUUGGACCUGGGAGGGAUAUUUCUAGAGAAUAGCACCUAUAACUACGAUGAGGACUAUGUUUAUAAAGAGGAGUGCUCCCCUGAAGAUGGCGUUGGGGUGUGUUUUGGCACGGUGUUCCUCCCGAUGCUCUACUCCCUGACGCUGGUCCUGGGGCUAGUGGGUAACGUGCUGGUCCUGGUGGUUCUGGUCCAGAGGAGGAGUAGCUGGAGCGUGACGGACACCUUCAUCCUGCACCUGGUCUUGACCGACACCCUGCUGCUGGUCACGCUGCCCCUCUGGGCUGUUCAGGCCACUGGGGAAUGGAGCUUCGGGACCCCCCUCUGCAAGAUCACUGGAGCCAUGUUCACAAUCAACUUUUACUGUAGCAUCUUCCUGCUGGCCUGCAUCAGUCUGGACCGCUACCUGUCCGUGGUCCACGCGGUCCAGAUGUACUCUCGCAGGAAGCCCUGGAUGGUGCAGGCCAGCUGCCUGUCCGUGUGGCUCCUCUCCAUCCUCCUCUCCAUCCCCGACUGGCACUUCCUGGAGUCUGUGAGGGACACCAGACGAGACAAACAGGAGUGUGUCCACAACUACCCGUCUCUCUCCCAGUCUGGGUUUGACUGGCGUCUGGCCUCCCGCCUGCUCUACCACACGGUGGGCUUCCUCCUCCCAUCUGCCGUGCUGCUCUUCUGCUACUCCUGCAUCCUGCUGCGGCUGCAGCGUGGCUCCCAGGGCCUCCAGAAGCAGAGGGCCAUCCGGGUCAUCCUGGUGUUGGUGCUGGUCUUCUUCCUCUGCUGGACGCCCUACAACAUCACCCUAAUGGUGGACACCUUUCAGGGGAGGCCUGGGGAGCCUGUUUCUGGGUCCUGUGAGAACAGGAGGACAGCUCUGGAGAACACUCUGGUGGUUACGUUCGCUCUAGCCUGCCUGCACGCUUGCCUCAACCCAGUGCUCCAUCUCGGCCUGUGUAGAAACUUCCGGCGACACGUGCUGGAUAUGGUGAGGUGUGUUGAGGUGGUGCAGAACGAUCCGAAACUCUCACUAUGGGAUUCAGGUGUGGUUGAAGACUCACCUGACCAAGCAGAGGAGAUGGGGACGUUGAACCCAAUGACAACCAUAGGACAGGUACAGUCCACCCAGAGCUGAUGGGUAGGAAGAGGAUCCUAAUGACUAAUAUAGUAUGUCUUCCUGCCUUGAGGGGAAGUUGUAUGGGUCAUGGGUCUGGGGAUUGGUGGAUGACUGUGACCUGGGUCAUGAGAGAAAGACAUGCAUAGUAGAAAGUCCCUUAUGAGGACUGCUUUCUUUGAAUUGCACUUUAAUGGAAAACGCUCUAAAUGUAUAAAUGUAUAUUUGUAUAAAGUCAGUGGGUUGUCUGAUCUUCACGUUUUGUUUUACCUAUCGAUGUCGUCCGGCUCUGGAGAAUCUGUUGGAAAGAUUCAUGCAUUAGUUAUUCAAACCUAUAUCUAUUGUAUUAUUAUUAUUACAGAGCACUUCACUGAAUGUAAUGGAUUUUAGAGUAAACAACGUUCUCAGCAGACACAUACAUCAUACAUUUAGAUUGUUACACUCCCCUACAUAUUUAUUUGGAAAGUGAAGCUAAAACUUUUUAUGUGGCUCUAUACUGCAGCAUUUUGGAUUUGAAAUC